This is a messenger RNA of Oppia nitens, 962 nucleotides long. It is a transcript of the gene Pmi, whose product is annotated as transmembrane protein 11 homolog, mitochondrial-like. Gene Ontology annotation, cellular component: mitochondrial inner membrane. Bases 375 to 935 code for a protein of 186 amino acids. Lineage: Eukaryota; Metazoa; Arthropoda; Arachnida; Sarcoptiformes; Oppiidae. Gene Ontology annotation, biological process: inner mitochondrial membrane organization. The record is from RefSeq and is a predicted model, not a curated record. The transcript is spliced from 3 exons.
UAGUCGUAUGUUAUUAUGUUUGCAGUGUCUGAGAGUCAGUCGAGACAGUCAGCAGUCGAGCCAUUCAGUGAUUGUCUGUUUAGGAUCUUCUCUGUGUGUCAGCUGAUCCACUGACUGACUAUCAUUUGAUAGGACACUCAUCUUUCAUUUGUCGCUAUUGUCACAUCUUUUCGUACAAAUAUUUUUUUUAGACAAAACAAAAGCAAACAAAACAGUUAAUGAUAAUCAAAGUCAAGUCUUCAACAUUUGUUUAGUUGAUCUCACAUUUCGGGGUUUCAAAGUCUCAUCAAAAGACUCGGUAAGAAUCGUAAAGAUUGCGGUAAAACAAAGUCAAUCACACAUUCCCGAAGACUUGCUAAUAGAGCGUCGAUAAGAUGUCUGUUGCAGAUCCAAAUGAUGACAACGUAUUCCUCGAAAACAACGGAUCUGAUAAUGGAUUGGCUUUGAUUCGCGAGAUCUUCGAUGGCACUGACGAUCUCAUGGACACUGAGUUGGAGAGAGCCUUAGAGAAUCGGAUGCAAACGAUUGUGAUUGAAGGCCGUCGUUUAGGCGAAGAAACGGCUCGUUGGAUAUCGAUUGGCAAUUGUUUAUACAAUACAUCCAUAUUGACGGGUAUCGGUUCCAUCAUAACGGGUAUCUUAUGGCCAGAUAAGCGCACCACUCAGUGUUGUCUGACUGGAAUCAGUCUAUUUACUAAUGGCAUACACGUGCUCUCGUGGCAAAUGGACGAGUGCUAUCACUAUCGGGUUGAGAACGACCCAAACAGUAUACCUGUCCCGUUGGCCGACUUUGACCAACCAGUUGUGCUCACCAGAAGGCCCUACAAUCAGAUCAAAAGGGAUAAUAUUUUUCAGACGGCAAUCUCAUUGAUAGCGUUAGCCUUCACUGCAUUCAAAAUAUAUAAAUCGUUUAAUUUGACUAAAAUUGUUGUAUAAAAAAUAUAUAAAUAUAUAUAUAUAUUA